Messenger RNA from Cynoglossus semilaevis (tongue sole), 746 nucleotides. RefSeq names its product cullin-9-like. Lineage: Eukaryota; Metazoa; Chordata; Actinopteri; Pleuronectiformes; Cynoglossidae. The transcript has 4 exons. Gene Ontology annotation, molecular function: ubiquitin protein ligase binding. The annotation marks the transcript as partial. The record is from RefSeq and is a predicted model, not a curated record. Gene Ontology annotation, biological process: ubiquitin-dependent protein catabolic process.
GGUCAGUCAAUGUAUGGUCUGAGUCACUCCAAGCCCCGGCGUCUCCAGUGGACGUGGCUCGGUCGAGCGGAACUGCAGUUUGGCUGCUGGACACUUCAUGUGUCCACGCUGCAGAUGUUCAUACUGCUGCAUUUCAACCAGCAGGAGGAAGUUGAGGUUGAGUCACUGCUGCGAGGAACACAGUUGUCUUCUUCUAUCCUGUUGCAUGCUCUGACUCCAUUAAUUAAUGAGGGGGCGCCGUUGAGCUGCAGCCAACCAGAAGACCCCAUAAAAGGUGUUCUAAGAUUAAACCAGAACAUCCUGUCUCAGAGUCAGGAUGGCACCCCUGCGUGCCUCCGCCUCCUGCCUAAGCAGACGUACUUGAACGUGGAUGAAGAUGCGGCAGGAACCCUGGAGAAGAAGAGGAACUACAUCUACUGCCUGAUCGUCCACAUCAUGAAGCGGGAGAAGGAGAUGCACAUCGACAACUUAGUCUUCAAGGUGCUGGACUCGUGUCAGAAACGAGACGCCGUGCGGCAUCUGGGUGGCAACAUUGGCGGCUUCAGCUGCAGCACGGCCGAUGUUCUUUCGUGCAUCAUGCAUGUCAUUAGCAAAGGCUGUGUCCGCCGCAAUGAGGACAAUCUACACAUUGUGGAGUUUGUUCCUGAGGACCCGUCCACGCCUCAGAAGGGCCAGGCCCAGUUCUCCUUCAGCCACACCGAUAUAAGGAAAAACUCGAAUGCAAACGAGCCCCACGCUGACAUCAG